Molecule: messenger RNA, 1271 nt
Organism: Cydia strobilella
Lineage: Eukaryota; Metazoa; Arthropoda; Insecta; Lepidoptera; Tortricidae
Product: odorant receptor Or2-like
Exons: 2
Coding region: 61-1251 (396 amino acids)
Biological process (GO): detection of chemical stimulus involved in sensory perception of smell; sensory perception of smell
Cellular component (GO): plasma membrane
Molecular function (GO): odorant binding; olfactory receptor activity
Source: RefSeq, a predicted model, not a curated record
GGCCUGAGCAGCUUAUUUCAGAAUAUCUCCUUAUCAAGAGAACACGCACCUAUUACAAAAAUGAAUCAAUCAAAAGGGGAUUGUAUGAAAUAUAAAUCGUUUAAUGAAACAUUCAAGUUUUGCUCUUUUGCGCUCGCUUUGGGCCUAAUUUAUCCAAACCGAAAAAAUGUGUGUCUGAGAUCCACGAUUUUCUUCUUCGUAAUGCUGUUUAAUUUUGGUACUUUAUUUUGGUUCAUAUGGUACACUGUCAAAUGUUUGUGGCAACUAGACAUUUACAACUCGACGAGGAAUAUAACAGUUGGAGUUAUCAUCCUGCUUUUUGUUUUAAAGACCAUUUACGUAAAUUUGAAAACGGAUAUGUUUGCAUCUUUGUUAGAGCAAAUAACUAAAGAUUUAUUGAAAGGAAACAACAUGGAUACGGACUAUCAAGAGAUUUACGACUACUAUAUAAAACAAGGCCUGUUUGCUCAGAUAUGUUACGUAUGGACUCCUGUUAUUUUGGCAUCAAUAUUCCCUACAUACGCUGGUAUAAGCAUGAUUUACGGAAGCUUGAGGUCCGAUAACUUCAAAAAAGUUAUGUUGCACGAAAUGGAUCUGAAAUAUUUUGAAGAUAAGCAAUACGAUUCUCCAUAUUUCGAAUUAAUAUUUGUAUACCUUUUUUUGGGGAUUUAUAUUAUGGUUCCAAAUUUUAUGGGCUUUGAUGGAUCGUUCUGUAUUGCGACCAGUCAUCUACGUAUGAAAUUAAAGCUUAUGACUCAUAGCGUCCAAAGAGCUUUUACAGAUUCGAAUGAUAUAUUAGAGUUGAAAGCGAGAUUGAAGACUUGUGUUAAAGAUCAUCAAGAAGCGCUUGAGUUUUAUGCUCUUAUUCAGAGAGUGUACGGAGGCUGGUUAUUCGCUGUAUUUCUGCUGACUUCGUUUCUGAUCUCUUUCAACCUGUAUCAGAUAUAUCUUACUGGCAUUGACCCCAGGUACACCACGUUUGCUGCCACUGGCAUAUUUCACAUGUAUAUGCCAUGCUACUUCGCCAGCUGUUUGAUUGAGUUAGGAGAACAGUCAUGCACAGACAUCUAUUGCGCUAAAUGGGAGCGCUGGGCGGACCCAACGGUCACCAAGUUCCUGGUAUUCAUGAUGGCUCGAGCACAGAAGAGGCUGCUGUUAAAUGGCUUGGGCAUAGUCUUUUUCAACAUGGAAAGCUUUGUGUCGUUAAUGCAGACAUCUUAUUCUUUCUUUACAUUAAUCACUAGUAAAUAAAUACUUUGUUGAUAAAACCU